GUCUGCCUCCUAGCCGCGUAUGGGAGACGUUAAGUGAGGUUAAAUCGGGGCGGAGGUGUAAAUCAACGCGAAUCAUGUUGAUUUAUUUGUGACAGGUGAAACGAAUGGGGCUUAGGAAACGUAACAUGACAGGAGCAUGUAAUCGAUCUGAUUGAUAAUAUUAAAAACACACUCCUUCGAACAACGAUCCUCCCUCGCGAUGGCCGACAAUAACUUGGCGAAGGUUUUUGCAGCCGAGGACUUUAACCCGGAGAAAUUUGUAAAGGAAUUAAGUGCACAAUGCGUCGGUGCAGACGAACUAAGGCAACAACGUGCGAAAAUCCAGGAGCUAGCAAACAACACAUCCGCUCAAUUGAAACGGAAUGUGUAUCAAAAUUAUAUGCAGUUCAUUGAAACUGCCAAGGAGAUCUCGCAUCUGGAGAGCGAGAUGUAUCAGUUGUCUCAGUUGCUGAGCGAGCAGCGUGCUCUAUUGAGCACAUUAGGCUCCACCAGGACAACGGGCGUUGUUUUUGAAGAUCUACCCGAGUCGCAGCAGGAGAAUUCAACUGAUCCGAUAUCAAAGGAGGAGGAGCAAAAGCAGAAACUCAUUCAACUGAUUGAGAAUGUGGAAGGUGCCCUGAGUCUAGCUGAAACUCCUGGACGCAUGUGUCUACAUGAAGGUUCGUUACUCGAGUUAGAUCCACUUGAAGGCACGCCUUUAAAGAGAAUUCACGCAUAUUUAUUCAAUGAUGUUUUGAUGGUUGCCUCUUGGCUGGCGAACGGUGGCAGGCGCGGCCCACCCAGGUACAAAAUGCAGGCAGUUUAUAAUCUAGAAACUUUGGCAAUUGUGAAUGUAAGGGAUCACGGCACCGUGAAACUGGCAUUUAAACUACUGGCAUUCUCUGAUACAAGGGUAUUCCAAUGUGCCACAGCAACAAGUAAAAAAGAGUGGUUGGAUAAGUGUGAGCAAGCGAAAAGGGCGAAAUUGGCGGAGGAGAACCCAGUCGAUGCACCGGAUAAGCAUCCGAAGGAAGACAAAGCGGCACCGUCUCGUUCAAUGUCUUUGGAUUCGAAUACAUUGGGAAUGGACGACGACGAUGAUUCGGAGUAUUACGAGCCACCACCGGAAUGGGUGCUGGAAGUGGCAGAGGAUCUAGAUUCCUGCAUAGCGCAACGUCACUUUGAGGAGGCUUACGGCCUGCUGGAAAAGGCGAAGGCUUAUUUGAAGGAUGCUGAAUCGACACCGCUACUGACGGAGAUUCAGACAAAGGUGAACGAGAGAGGCCGCUCGCUAGUGAACGUGCUGACUAAGGAACUUGAAUCGAGCGCGGAAGCGAAGUCGCUGCAGGGUGGUGGCUUAAGAAGUGCGCGACGCGCAGUCAAGCUCCUGAUACAACUAAAUAGGAGUGCACAAGCAUGUCACUUGUAUCUGCGAUUGUGUAGUGCUGUUCUGAAGGCGCGAUUGAAGAGGAUCAAGCGCGAGAGCACGAUCGUAGCUUACGUAAAGCAACUCAGCGCGAUCGCCUUCAGCAAUAUAGUGGAGAUAGCGAGAGAAUUCGUGAAAACCUUCCCUAAAUCUACAAACUGCACUUCCGGCCUAGUUGUAUGGUGCAGCCAGGAGGUGAAAUAUCUAACGUCGCACUUAUCUCAACAGCUGUUUGUACCGCAAGUUACGCUAAGUACACUAGUAGAAUGCAUCGUUACCGUUCGAAGUCAUUGCGAUCAGUUAACCCACCUUGGCAUAGAUUUGCGUUAUCAGUUGGAUGGGCAGCUUAGAUCUCCAUUAGCCAAAGCUAUCCAGGAUGCAGGAGAGAAUUGUAUUGAUAAGGUGAAACGUCAUAUAGCGGAGGACACUUGGCGACCGACUAAUCUAGAAACUAGUCAAAAUCUUCAAAAAUUGCUAACCGAACUCGAUGAUCUUGGUAUCGGUGUACCAUCGCUACAGACUAACGACUGUUGGAUACCGUUGACGUACAAUACAUUAACCUUCUCCAAAAUCUACGUCAGUCUAUUAGAAGAUUGCCUUAGCGUAACCACACCCGAGCUUAUAUCUACGAUAGACAGUGUGCUUGUAUCCGUAAUGCGAAUCGAAGUUCAACAUUUGAUCGUUUCGCUUACGGAUCCGAAGUUGAAACAAGAGCGAAAAUUAGUACAAAACAAUGCAGCCUAUGUGCGAGACGUUAUUAUUGCCCGGGGGAUGGAAUUGUACAAAUCCACGACGAAUCAGAAGUUCACGAAGCUGCUUGCUUUGAAAGAACAGAUCGUAUUCGAGUCCCCUUCGCCUACAAAACCCAGACCGGCUCCAAGAACUUCAGUUCCUAAAUACUCCACCACGGAAUACCUCUAAUUGAAAUAGAGAACGCUGGCUGCCCCUUAAUUUAUAUAAACAAAGAGGAAUAUCGUAGGAACGAAUGUUUAUAUUCGUUAUAUAUAUUAUAUGUGCAUAUACACGCGUAUAUGAAAUGAUGUAUUAUAUUGUACAUAUAAAACGUAGUCUUUUCAGUGUAGUAAAUACACGUAUCAUAAUGAAACGAUGUAGAAGUGAUGCGAUGCACUUCUAAUACAGAUAGAUAUUAAUUGUAAUGCCAUCGUAGAACUAAUGAUACCUCUUAGAAUACUUAGCGAACAAGUUAACAGGGAAAAUUUGACAAAAA
Molecule: messenger RNA, 2633 nt
Organism: Pogonomyrmex barbatus (red harvester ant)
Lineage: Eukaryota; Metazoa; Arthropoda; Insecta; Hymenoptera; Formicidae
Gene: Exo84
Product: exocyst complex component Exo84
Biological process (GO): Golgi to plasma membrane transport; intracellular protein localization; exocytosis
Cellular component (GO): exocyst
Source: RefSeq, a predicted model, not a curated record